Lichtheimia ornata is the source of this 798-nucleotide messenger RNA. RefSeq lists its product as uncharacterized. The transcript is spliced from 4 exons. The record is from RefSeq and is a predicted model, not a curated record. The coding region runs from base 1 to 798 and encodes 265 amino acids. NCBI's taxonomy places the organism in Eukaryota, Fungi, Mucoromycota, Mucoromycetes, Mucorales, Lichtheimiaceae.
AUGUCCCCUGAAGUCGUCAACCUCAUUAGCGAUUCCGAAUCUGAGUCCAUGUCGGUCAAUUGGGACCAAGACAGUAAUGGCGUGAAUGAACAAGUCGAAGCUGAAAAAUCGAUGCCUCCAAUAUCAAGGACUACGGCACUACGGGCUAUCGCUUGCAAUGGAGAGGUGUGGAACUACGAGCAAAAGGCAGGCUCAGCUGGUGAAACCGAUCGUGAUGACCACUCUACGGGGAAGAAACAUCGUGCACUUGAAUUCCGUGUUCGAGAAAGUCAAUAUUACGAAUGCCACCGUGCCAAUGAGAAACGCAUACGAGCUUACAAACCAGAUGAUGACACCAUUGAUCGACGCAACAUUGUACGCCCGCGAUCGAAAAAGAAUGGCUGCAAGGCACUUAUAUUCCGUGAGGAGUUUUUCAAGAGACGGGAAGCCUUCAAGAAAACAUGGGCAGUGCACCAGUCUUUGUUUGUGGAUUACUUUGAGAAGCAAUGGAUGGCUGAGGAUAAGUAUCCAAGGUGGGCAAGGUGCUAUCAUCCUGAAGUAUAUACCAACAUGUUGACGAACAAUUAUGUGGAGUCAUGGCACAAUCAGCUCAAGACCGUUUAUUUGCAACGCAAAUACCCAAGACGUGUAGAUUUUCUAAUCUAUACCCUUGUUGAAGAAGUCGAGCUCGAUAUGGUGGCCAUCAUCAAGCAACGUGCAGCACGCAACGGUGCAUUGACCAACCAACAGAGGCAUAUGCUACAGAAGAGGAAACAAGCCAAUGACUUGGCUAAUGACGCUGACCGACAUGCAACUUAG